Messenger RNA from Anopheles funestus (African malaria mosquito), 2295 nucleotides. RefSeq names its product methionine synthase reductase. Gene Ontology annotation, cellular component: cytosol. Gene Ontology annotation, molecular function: FMN binding; [methionine synthase] reductase (NADPH) activity; flavin adenine dinucleotide binding. The record is from RefSeq and is a predicted model, not a curated record. Lineage: Eukaryota; Metazoa; Arthropoda; Insecta; Diptera; Culicidae. The transcript has 3 exons. Gene Ontology annotation, biological process: homocysteine metabolic process. The coding region runs from base 740 to 2098 and encodes 452 amino acids.
CAGUGUUGUUUUAUCACAAUCACCAUCGAGCCUUCCCCAACUUUGGAAGAAAGCUUCAAUAUCAUCGGGUUCUAAUAUGAACAGUUCUGAUGAAAAUGAUUUAUUUUUAAAUAUGGAACAAGAAGAUUAUGAAGGGCCAACACUAGGAAAUAGCAUUCCUACCCCUCGAAAUACGCUGUCACGUUGAUCUGUAUGUACCUUGACAAGGUUCACACAGCACACCUGUCUUUAUUUACAACAAUAGCGGCCGAAAUAACGCGUCCGCUUUUACCAUCAGGCAGCCGAAAACUUUGAUCUAUCUUUUAUUGUAAAAAUAAUACUCUCCAGGGAUAGCAAUUACCAUCGCUACUUAACUGUGACCAAAACUAUCUUUUUUUAGCCGAAACUUAUUCAGUGUGUUAAGUGCAUUAAACAAUAAGUUAAGUCCGAACCAUUUGUGUACCGACGCAUAUUUCAUGCGGUUAGGUUAUAAGUGAAUGAAAAAAGUUUUUUUUUAAUUGAGACUAUUAAUUUUAGUUUUGUGAUAAGCGUAUGGUGAACAGUUAUAUCUAUGCGUUUGUUUUAUUGACCAUAAUGAUUCACACAUUCGAUACAUACCAGUUAUAAAUGUGUAUUGAAGAAGCGUUCAGCUCUGAUAAGUCGUGACAAUCCAUCCAAAUAUCCGAGAUUAAUCGGUGAACUGUAAUUGUGAAAUAUUUUGCAUCUAUUACACCCUCCAUCGACCAUCAACGAAACCAACAUGAACGUUCUGGAGCAAUUUAAAGCGACACCACUGACGCUAAGCAAACUACCAGCAUCGUUCAUCGAGGCGAAUCCUUCCGAAAGUGGACAAGUGCCUUCGGAUCAUCUGCAGAGCACCACACGACAACCGUUCGGUUCGAGCAAUGUUUACAAAACAAGCAUACUCCAUUAUCGUGUCCUGGCCGAGGGUGACGACGUGAAGACGGUGUACGAAGCCGCAAUUAAACUUCCACCGAACAUGGAAGAAGAAUAUUUUCCAGGCGAUGCAAUCGGAAUUCUUACGUACAACCUGGCCAGCGAGGUAGAUUACGUGCUGGACCGGUUGCAUCUUCUUGAAUCGGCCGAUCAAACGUACGAAGUUAAGCUGGCAAAACCUAUAAAGAAGAAAAACCCGGAAUUACCACAUUACGUGCCGAAGUACGUCACACCGCGGAGACUUCUCUCCGAGUGCUUGGACAUUCGGAUUACACCCCGAAAGGGGUUGCUACAGGCCAUGGCUAGCCACACGGCAGAUGAGUGUGAAAAGCGUUUGCUAGAGAUUUUAUCUUCGAAAGAAGGUUCCAACCUUUACAAUGAAUUGAUCCUGAAGAACGAGAUGAACUUCCUGCACGUGCUAAAGUACGUGGCUACCUGUAGGCCACCAUUGGCGAUGCUGAUUGAACAUCUGCCACGGCUUCAAGCACGACCCUAUUCUAUAGCGAGCUAUGGACGGGAGAACCACAUCCGUAUUGCCUUUGCUAUGCUGAACGAUGGGCAUGUUGGCAUCACGACGCACAUGCUCGAAAGCAAAUUGCUGCAUCCAAACAAAUGGGACAAAUAUCUGUACAUAUACCUGCGCCAGUUGAAACCUGUCUUUAACUAUCGCGAAGAGGAUCUCGAACGAAACAUUAUAAUGAUCGGACCGGGUACUGGUGUGACCCCGUACAUUGGCUUCCUCGAGUAUCGCAAGCAGAUGAAGAGUUCUAAUCGAAAGAUUAAGAUGGGAUCUGCUUGGUUGUUGGCAAGCUGCCGCUACCAGGAUCGCAACUAUCUUUACGAGAACGAGUUGAAGGGUUUCAUGCAAGCCAGUGUGCUGGAUCGGUUGCAUGUAGCUUCGUCCCGUGAUGAGGACAGCCAGUACAAGUAUGUGCAGGACAUCAUCGAGGAUAGAAAGGAGGAGCUGGUGGAGCUACUGCUUGACGACACCACAAAGCUUUAUCUCUGCGGGGAAGGUCGCACCAUGCUUCCCCGCAUUCAGGACACGAUAGUGACGUGCAUGAGUAAAGUAAAGUCUAUACCCAAAGCAGAAGCAGCCGACCUGCUGGCGGAGUAUAAGAAGACGGGGAAGUAUCUGUACUAUUCGAUGAUACGAUACUGAGUGGAUUUUUGUUUGUUGGCGAUGUGUGUAGAAAUGGCUGUAUAAUACAAGAAGCCCAUAUUUAUAACUGACAACCUGCUGAGUAGUUUAUAAUAAAUGAGUUCGGACGUUCGAUUACGUUAAACAAUCGACUACUGAAAGUUUGUUCCUUAUUUCAAAGAACAGAGUAAUUUAGAAACCAAUGCAAAAGUAAGGAA